CGCUGAGGUGGGAGCGGGGCGCGCGGGGCGCGCGGGGCGGGCGGGGCGGCUCCCUUCCGCUGGGCGCUAACUUCGGGGUGUGGCAGGGCGAGUGCGGGGCCUGCCGCCCGCCGCCCGGGCUGGGGUCCCCGCGAGAGCCCCGCCCCGCUAGCCCGAGUGUGGGCGAGCGGCCCCGCCCCGCACGUUCCCUGCCGCCCGCCGGGCCGGGCCGGGCGCCCCAAGACCGCUCAAGUCCCCUAGGGCUUCCUAAGGGGGAGCGGCGCCCGACGCCCGCCAUGUCCGCGAAGCGGAAGCGUGUGGUGUUGACUAUUAAAGAUAAACUCGACAUAAUAAAGAAACUCGAGGACGGGGGCUCGUCCAAGCAGCUGGCGGUGGUGUACGGGAUUGGCGAAACCACAGUUAGGGACAUAAGGAGAAACAAGGAGAAGAUUAUAACGUACGCGAGCAGCUCCGACUCCACGAGCCUGCUGGCCAAGAGGAAAUCCAUGAAGCCGUCCAUGUAUGAGGAGCUAGACAGAGCGAUGCUGGAAUGGUUCAACCAGCAGCGAGCGAAAGGCAACCCCGUAUCCGGGCCGAUUUGUGCCAAACGCGCAGAGUUCUUUUUCUACGCUUUGGGGAUGGAUGGCGACUUUAACCCUUCUGCCGGGUGGUUAACGCGCUUCAAGCAGCGGCACAGCAUUAGGGAGAUUAACAUCAGAAAUGAAAGGUCCGGUGGAGAUGACUCUGCCGUGGAAGACUUUUGUAAGAGUUUCAGAGAUUUUAUCGAACGCGAGAAUUUGCAGCCGGAGCAGAUCUACAAUGCGGAUGAGACUGGGCUGUUUUGGAAGUGCCUGCCUUCCAGGGCUGCCCUAACUAAAGGUAAACGCUCUGUCCCUGGGCACAACUCGGCUGAAGAAAGAGUCACUGUUAUGUGUUGUACCAACGCAACAGGCCUACACAAACUAAAACUUUGCGUUGUGGGCAAAGCAAGGAAACCUCGCUCCUUCAAGUCGACUGACACCUUAAACCUGCCAGUCUCUUAUUUCAGCCAAAAAGGGGCAUGGAUGGAUCUCUCCAUUUUCCGGCAAUGGUUCGAUAAGAUUUUUGUGCCUCAGGUUCGAGAGUACCUGAGAUCUAAAGGCUUGCAGGAAAAAGCUGUGCUCUUGCUGGAUAAUUCCCCAACACAUCCAAAUGAAAAUGUCCUGAGGUCAGACGAUGGCCAAAUCUUUGCAAAAUGCUUACCACCUAACGUAGCCUCAUCGAUUCAGCCCUUGGAUCAGGGAGUCAUAGCAACUAUGAAAAGAAAUUAUCGCGCAGGUCUUCUCCAGAACAAUUUGGAAGAAGGUAAUGACCUGAAAUCAUUCUGGAAGAAGCUGACUCUGUUGGAUGCACUUUAUGAAAUAGCAAUGGCGUGGAACUUGGUAAAGCCGGUUACCAUCAGCAGAGCUUGGAAACAGAUUCUUCCUGCCAUAGAGGAAAAAGAAGGUUUGGACUUUGACGAGGAAGAUAUUUCUGGGGCUACUGUGGCCACCAUUUUACAGCAUACCAAAGGACUGGAAAAUGUGACUCCUGAAAAUGUGGAGAAGUGGCUUGAGAUUGACAGUACCGAGCCAGGUUACGAAGUAUUAACCGACAGUGAGAUCAUCAGAAGGGCCCAAGGCCAGACAGAUGAAUCCAGUGAAAACGAUGAUGAGGGAAUUGAACUGAUUCCAGAGAAACAAAUAAAUCAUACAGCUGCUCUCCAGUGGACUGAGAAUUUAUUAGAUUAUCUAGAACAACAAGGUGAUAUGAUUCUACCUGACAGACUGGUAAUACGAAAACUUAGAGCCACCAUCAGAAAUAAACAGAAGAUGACAAACCCAAAUCAAUAGAAGCAUUUGAAUUUUAUCACUGUUAUGAUAAUUGUAUUUGUGUGACACUUUGAGAUGUGGAUUAAUUUUCCUAGAGUUCUACAUUGUCAAACCUAGUCCUAUGAAAUAACAUAAAAAUGUAACAAGUGGUUUGAGGAUUAUGUGUAUUAUUCCCUUGUUUGUUAAAACAACUAUUUCUACAUAGAUAUAAAUGACACAUACUCAUAUAUUUGUUUCUGUAAAUCAGUGAUCUAAUGGCAUUCCCUACAUUUUCUAGCUUUAAAAAAGUAUAGAGAGUGAGCACUUUCCUAAAUUCUUCUGCUUGAAUUGAGGGCUGCAAUAGCAAUCUUUUCUUGUACUAACUAUCUUAAGUGGUUAUCUGGUUUUUGUAUUUGUAUAGGCUGAGAAGUAAAUGACCAGGAUGAUAUAUAUUAAUUUAAAAAUGAAGUUCAGUAAUGAUGGUGGAAAUAGUCUAUGAAUUAUAAAAAUAACUUAAAAUCAUAUUUCUGUUUUCUUACAUUUUUGUGGGUGAAAAUAUAAUUUUGGAAAUGAUUUAUAUGUAGGAAGUAAUUAUUAAAUGAGAGAAACUGGAAAGCUGGUUUAUGAGAGGUAUUUUGAUCUGUUCAUUUGGAAAAAACUUAAAAAUUUGGGAAACAUUAAGUUUAUUUAUACAAGGAAAAAAGGAUUUUUAAAUUUUUGAGUUGGAUAACAACAUAGAAUUAUUUAUUUACCUAAUUUUUCAUAAAUGUUUUUAAUUUUUACAUGUGAUAAUAUGAACUCCCACUAAUAUUUGGGAAACAUCUGAAAUUUGAAAUUUAAUUUUUUUACUGAAUAUUUAGAAAUAUCUAUAACUUGAAAAUUUUGUCAUACUUGGCUGAUUUUAUUUGAUAUGAAAAAAUAAAGCUUUUAUUUUAGAUAAAUCAUAUGUUUGUAUUCUGUUUUUUGAAGAAAGAAAAAUAGGUAGGAAGUGUUAGAGAUAAUUGUUUUGACACAAAAAGGAAUCCUGUAAUUUGUUCUAAGAGUUUUGACCGAUUUUUAAAAUUCUGUUUAUCCAUGAUAUUGAAAAUAGUUUUCAUAUGUUAAGAUUACUAUAAUUUAAGAGAAAAUAUUUUAUAGCAUGUCUGGGCUCAGAAUUUACUAAAAGAAAUAGAAUUGUCACAGUUUUGAAUAUUUUGUUUUUACCAUUGGUUGUCUUGGGCUUCUAAAACUUUUAAAAAGAUUUUUAAUCAUCCCAUAAUUUCUGUUAUCUUUGUUUUAUAUAUAUACAUAUAUAUGUAUACAUACAUAUAUAUAUGUCUGUGUGUGUCUAGAUUUUUCAAAGUACUAAUUUAUGAUAAAAAGUAUUCUAAAUUGUGUUUGUUGUAUUAAUUCUGAGUGCCUAGUGGAAAAAAAAGCAUUAGAAGUCAACAUGCAUAUUGAAUUAGAUUAAAAUAUUAAUUAAAUUGCAUAUAGAAUACCUUUUAUAAAAUGCAAAUACACACUAAAAAGUCUCUUGAUUGUUUUUCCUGGAUUUACUUUUUUCGUGUGAAAUGCAGCUGUAUCAUUGCCACCUAGUGGUCAAGUCAGCCUUACUGUAAACAAGUAAAAAGUUCACUGUG
Messenger RNA from Mesocricetus auratus (golden hamster), 3427 nucleotides. It is a transcript of the gene Jrkl, whose product is annotated as JRK like. The transcript has a single exon. NCBI's taxonomy places the organism in Eukaryota, Metazoa, Chordata, Mammalia, Rodentia, Cricetidae. Gene Ontology annotation, molecular function: DNA binding. Bases 276 to 1850 code for a protein of 524 amino acids. The record is from RefSeq and is a predicted model, not a curated record. Gene Ontology annotation, cellular component: nucleus.